CCGUAACCACCCUGCACUCUGGCGCCGGCGGAACGGAAGUGGCCGUAUUCACUAUGGCGGCCGCCUGCGGGAGAGCGCUGCUGCGGGGCGCCCGGCCCGGCCGGUGGUUUUCUUCCUCGACGUGUCGAAUGAGCAGCGACGGAGAGUCCACAAAAUUCCAGCCGCCCCCGAAGCCCAUCAUUAUUGACAAGCAGAGGCAGAGAGAGGAGAGGAGGUUUUUGAGCCCUGAAUUUAUACCUCCCAGAGGAAGAACAGAUCCUCUGAAAUUCUAUAUAGAAAGAAAGGAUAUGGUACAGAGACGAAAAGUCUUCAACAUCCCCGAGUUCUAUGUUGGCAGUAUACUUGCUGUUACUACUGCAGAUCCGUAUGCUGAUGGCAAAACCAACCGGUUUGUAGGGAUCUGCAUUCAAAGAGGAGGAAGAGGGCUUGGUGCUACCUUUGUGCUUCGGAAUGUGAUAGAAGACCAAGGUGUUGAAAUUUGUUAUGAACUGUACAGUCCUCGGAUCCAGGAAAUCACGGUUCUGAAGCUGGAAAAAAGGCUGGAUGACAACCUGAUGUACCUGAGAGAUGCCCUUCCUGAAUACAGUACUUUUGAUAUGAAUAUGAAACCUGUGCCUCAUUUAGACCAUGAAGAAAUUCCUGUAAACAAGGUAGGAGUUUAAUAUUUUAGUGGGAAC
This is a messenger RNA of Meleagris gallopavo (turkey), 677 nucleotides long. It is a transcript of the gene MRPL19, whose product is annotated as mitochondrial ribosomal protein L19. The record is from RefSeq and is a predicted model, not a curated record. Gene Ontology annotation, biological process: translation. Gene Ontology annotation, cellular component: ribosome; mitochondrial large ribosomal subunit. Gene Ontology annotation, molecular function: structural constituent of ribosome. NCBI's taxonomy places the organism in Eukaryota, Metazoa, Chordata, Aves, Galliformes, Phasianidae.